Acipenser ruthenus (sterlet) is the source of this 7367-nucleotide messenger RNA. RefSeq names its product F-box/LRR-repeat protein 7. Bases 373 to 1848 code for a protein of 491 amino acids. Gene Ontology annotation, cellular component: SCF ubiquitin ligase complex. NCBI's taxonomy places the organism in Eukaryota, Metazoa, Chordata, Actinopteri, Acipenseriformes, Acipenseridae. Gene Ontology annotation, biological process: SCF-dependent proteasomal ubiquitin-dependent protein catabolic process. Gene Ontology annotation, molecular function: protein binding. The record is from RefSeq and is a predicted model, not a curated record. The transcript is spliced from 4 exons.
AAAAGUGUCUAACUGCAUUGUAUUAGCGAGUGGAGAGGGGUGGAUUAGCUGCUCAAGCAAGAAGUGACACGUUAUUGAAACAGAUACACGAAGUUGUAUUAUCAUUGCAUCACAAUGGAAUUGUGGAUUGAAGAACAUGCAUUCUUAUGGGAUUGAUGUAUGUGCAAUGGGAUUGUUGUACUCCUUAACUCGCCUGUGGAUUGUACUGUAUAUCGAGGAAGUCUUCUUCCCAUAUCCCUAUCCCGGACUGGAUUGAUUGAGUAAGCGGCAGCUCAGAUCCCAGAGAGGUUUUUGCAGUUAUUUUAGAGCCAUGACUCUUUGGCUAUGUCUGGGGAUGUUGCGGUUUUGUAGAUAGACUAUGAAUUCAACAGGAUGGGAGCGAAUAAUGGCAAACAGUAUGGUAGUGACGGCAAAGGCAGUUCAAGCAUCUCAUCCGACGUGAGUUCAAGUACAGAUCACACACCCACCAAAGCCCGAAAGAAUGCAGCUACCAGUGAAGACUCCGACUUGAGCAUGCGGACCCUGAGCACGCCCAGCCCUGCACUGAUAUGUCCACCAAGCUCACAGGCCUUCAUAAAUGGGAAAGCCUCCUCUACUUCCUCAUCCUCUGUCACCGGGGAGACGGUUGCCAUGGUCCACGCUCCGCCCAUCACAUGCCUGCCCCGUCCCCACGUCAGGCCAGCCGCUAGGAUGCAGAAGGAACAGGCCCCAAUUGACAUUCUUCCAGAUCAAGCUUUCCUCCAGAUCUUCUCCCAUCUGCCCACCAAUCAGCUCUGCCGUUGCGCUCGGGUGUGCUGCCGCUGGUACAACCUGACGUGGGACCCCAGGCUGUGGAGGACUAUUCGCCUGACAGGGGACACGGUUCAUGUGGACCGGGCCCUGAGGGUGCUAACUCGAAGACUGUGUCAAGACACACCAAACGUGUGCCUUAUGUUGGAGACUGUUAUUGUUAGUGGCUGCCGGCGGCUCACUGACAGGGGACUCCACACCAUUGCACAGUGCUGUCCUGAAUUGAGGAGGCUGGAGGUGUCAGGAUGUCAUAACAUAUCCAAUGAGGCAGUCUUUAAUAUUGUUUCGCGAUGUCCUAACUUGGAGUAUCUGGAUGUUUCAGGCUGCUACAAUGUGACCUGCAUCAGCCUGACACGGGAAGCCUCAGUCAAGCUGUCCACACUGCACGGCAAGCAGAUCUCAAUCCGCUACCUGGACAUGACAGACUGCUUUGUUCUGGAGGACGAGGGGCUGCACACCAUCGCGGCACACUGCACUCAACUCACCCACCUCUACCUGCGUCGCUGUGUGCGCAUCACUGACGAGGGGCUGCGCUACCUGGUCAUCUACUGCACCUCUGUGAAAGAACUGAGUGUCAGCGACUGCCGCUUCGUCAGUGACUUCGGCCUGCGUGAAAUUGCCAAGCUGGAGUCACGCCUGAGAUACCUCAGCAUCGCCCACUGUGGACGUAUAACCGACGUGGGCAUCCGCUACGUGGCCAAGUACUGCAGCAAGCUGCGUUACCUCAAUGCCCGGGGCUGUGAGGGCAUCACGGACCACGGCCUGGAGUAUCUCGCCAAAAACUGUGCCAAGCUAAAGUCCUUGGACAUUGGCAAGUGCCCUCUGGUAUCUGACGCCGGCCUGGAGUUCCUGGCUUUGAAUUGCUUCACCCUCAAACGGCUGAGCCUCAAGUCGUGCGAGAGCAUCACAGGCCGGGGCCUGCAGAUUGUGGCGGCCAACUGUUUUGACCUGCAGAUGAUGAACGUGCAGGAUUGUGACAUCUCGGUGGAGGCUCUUCGGUUUGUCAAGCGCCAUUGUAAACGGUGUGUAAUAGAGCACACCAACCCGGCCUUCUUCUAAAAAUAGGUGUAACCCUUUCAUCCUCCAUAGAAAUGACAGCUGUCAAUCCUAUUUGGAAUUGUAACUAAAGGUUUGGGUUCACAAGCUGGGGACUAAUGUUCAUCAAGAAGGAGAAUCUUUUUAUAUAGCAUUUUCAUUAGCCUUGUUAAUUUCUUUUUUUUUUCUUUUACUAUUUCCAACAUGGAGGAUUGCACUUUGUAAUACAAAAAAAGGUAAACAUAGUUUCAGAAUUAUUCACAAUGAGGUUUACAUGAAGGCAUUGCCAUUAAUAGAACUAUGUGGCCCUGCAAGGAGUACUUAAUUAAGUUAAGGCCUUUUGGUAUGAAUUCCAUAUUAUGAUGAGGAAAACAUAAGAGACCUGAAAAGACUUAUUAGAGUACAAUAAUUCUAAAAGGAGCCUCUAAUGCAUGAGUUAUCAAUAAUGUUUUAAAAAAAUAUUCCCAAGGAUGGUCACUGAAACCGCUCAGAUUAAAGAGUAUCAGAUUGUAUAAGGUGGUCUUACAGUAUGUGCAAAAAUGACUUGCUGACCUGGUUUCUGUAAACACAACUUCAGAAAACUGCUAGGCCUAGACUUAUUGAGAGGCCCCCCUCUUCUCAGCAGGGUCUAUUUAAAUGAGCUAAACAGCAGCUGAUCUUAACACUGCCUCUAAUGGGGACAUUGUUUCAGUAUAUUUAAUUGUUUUCUGCGAUGUCAAUAAAGGGGGUGUAUAGAUAAAAUACUAUAGUGUAAAAACACAGUUUGCUGUUGUGGUACACCUGGCUGUAAACCAACCAGAAGUGAGCACUGGGUCUGCAGCACAUGUCACAUAAGCUGAAAACUUCAGCACUGAGAAGCAAGGUGGAGGAACAGUUUAUACUUGCAGAGGCGAUAUGUAGGUAUGCUGUUCGUGUGUGUUUAUCAGUGGAGCAGUCCAUCACAGUGACGCAGGAGCCCCCCGCUACCCAUCCGUUCAUGUGUGUCCAGGCCUUUAAAGUGCUGUGAUAUUUAGAUCUGAUGCUGCAUAGAUCAGUAAAAUAGACACCUUUGUCUUUACGAGGUAGAUUAACCACAGGGGACACUGGAAUGUGCCUGGAGCUUGCUUCUUUUCCUAAUUCACUUACCAAAAUAACUCCCCCUGAGCCUGUGGUAUUCCCAGAAGGAUCCCAAGGUAGCAGGCAACAUUUGGUUACAUUAAAGAGUAUGUAGUGGGGUUUUGAAAAAUAUAGUGUUACAAAAAUCCCCACAAGUUGCUACAACUGUUUAACUAACUUAGCUGUCAUUAUUCUUUUCAUUGUUAACAUCCUGACAACUUAUUACACUUAGAACUUUAAAGUCUGUUUCAAAGCACUUUUCAAAAUGUCUGCUCUAGUGCACUGAUAGUGUAAGGGUUAUUGCCCACAUUGUCAAACAGGUAACACAGCAAUAAUGAUCCAUGAUGUGGUACGGAACAGAAAAGCCAGAGCACUUGUUAUGUUGUUUCUUUUUUUUUUUUUUUUUUUUUUAAUCGCUCUUCCUGCAUUGAUUUAGACAGAUAUCAAACCCUAGUCCACUAGAGCGGGCAUUUUGAAAAGAGCUUUGAAACAGACUUUAAAGUUUUAAAACAGUUAUUUAAACAGUUUUAGCAACACGUGGGUGCAUAUUACGCCUUAUUUUUUUGGAACCCCGCUACUUACUCUUUAAUAGUUUCUACUCAGACCACUGGCUAGAAAGAAAAGCAGCCCAUUCAUUUCUUCAGCUCUCAGAUUGAAAUCCAGUGGGUGUCAAGGAUAACCCAGAGGGCAUUUGUUUUAUGUAAAAUGCAUUUGCUAGUAUCUGUGUGCUUCCUCAUUGUGAAUUAAGACUGAUUACAGUAUUUAUACCGGUUGAUCCCAAUGUAACAUGGUAUAGGGUUCAAUUCACAAAGCUUUAACUCAGUUUGGUAUUCAUGAAACUUUUCUACAAUGUUGUUAAAUAAGGCAGCAACAGUCUAGAACAGUUUUGUGAAUAAUAAACUUUACUUUGUUCAUAAAAACAUGUUCUAUAGAAUAUUGUACCUUGUUUCAUAAGCAAAUUUAAUAUUGAACGAUUUUAAAACUGUCACCCAACCCUUACUCAGAUUUGGGGGGACUUAAACCACAGUGAUUCUCAUGUAAAGAGGUAGACAUUAUAUAAGAUCUAAGUAAUCAAAUUCCCAUCAAUAGAUGGCUCACUAAAUUAUGCAAGACACUACCUUACUAAAGAAUUAGGCACUAUGGUAACACAACAGUUUGCAUGUGGUCUCUGUCCAAAGUCGGAUGUAUAUAAAAGAAACAAAAAAACGUGUUCAGUAGAUUUGUUGAUUUGUCUGCUUUAUUUAAUCAUAUAUCCAUAUGGCAUAACCAAGGACAGUAUUGGAAUCUGGGAAACUUAACUAUUGGAUAUUAUAUAUCCUUGAAAGACUGAUUACCCUAAAUUAACUAAAAGUACCUUAAAUGAACUAAAGCAUCCUACGCCAUCUCCACCAUAUUAUUAUUAUUUAUUUCUUAGCAGACGCCCUUAUCCAGGGCGACUUACAAGAUAUCACAUUAUUUUUACAUACAAUUACCCAUUUAUACAGUUGGGUUUUUACUGGAGCAAUAUAGGUAAAGUACCUUGCUCAAUGGUACAGCAGCAGUGUCCCCCACCUGGGAUUGAACCCACAACCCUCCGGUCAAGAGGCCAGAGCCCUAACCACUACUCCACACUGCUGCUCAUAUUUCAUGAGUAUCACUAGAUUUCACCCAAUAGUAUUAAUAUUCCACUUUUUCUUUUUAUAUACCGGUAUAUAUAGUUUAUGGAGGCCUAAAAAAAAGCUUUUGACAAUCAUGUUUAUUUAAACAAGCUGUAUAUUUUGUUUUCUCUAUUGAAGAAACCACUAUUCAGUAUUAUUGUACCAGUAUUAGUAAAUCGGGGCAUGGAAUGCAGUCCCAUGAAUUUGAACUCAAACGAGUUUCAUUUGUUAUUUCUCCAAAUAAUGACAAUACCUUUGAUAUCCACAAGUCUGUCAUGAAAUCCUAAUGCCAAGUAUCUUGGUUGUUGCUCACUGAUUCCCUCUAGGGGAGAUAAACUGGGACAGCAUAAAUCUUCCUGUUUUUAAAAUGGAUAACCCAAAAACUACUUUCGUACCACUCUCCAGCAAAUAUUGCUAAUGAUGGAAUCAUAUUGUAUGAAAGGGGACAAAAUGUGGAACUGGUGAUAUAUAUAUUAACAUUAACAUUUGGAACAUGGCCUGCUAUUUCCUGCCCUGAAUGAAACUAUUUUGCAAAACAAAUUAGGUAAUUGCAUAAUAACCAUCUCAUUUAUAAAGCAGUUAACUAGUCUUAUUCACUCAGGGUUUAAGAUAAGAGACAAGUCUGCCACGGCCUGACCAGUAUACCAGUCUAGUGUAUUCUGCUAGGUCAAAUAACCACAAAGGGGUAGAUGUAUUAAGAUGGGCCAGUCGCAGCGCAAACAUACCGCAAUUUGCAUUUUUGUUGCGACAAUUCGCAAAGUAUAAAUUGUCGUAUGUACUAAGAGAAAAUAUGUUAAUGAAAAGAGCUGCAAUAUACAAAUAUCUGCUGCGUCUUCUUAGCGAGAUCUCUUGCGAGAGUCAUGCGACAUUGUUCAAAUAAAUAGCAGGAGUUGAGUUGUGGUUUGCUGCAGCAGAGGGUGCCCGAAGGAUAAUGUCUAUACAUGCAAGGGUGCAAGAAUCUAAAUAACAUUGUUUUUGUUAAAUGUAAACGUCGUCUGUACAUUGCAUUCUGUUCCCUCUUCAUUUGACCUAUUUUAAUACUGUUAUAUAUAAAGAAAAAUGAAAGGCAGUUUAAUCCCAUCAGAUUCUUUAGUGGGGCCCACUCCUUCACCCCCAAAAGCUUUUUUUAAUCAUACAGUAGGCUACUGUACUAAACCGAACAUGUUUGUCUGACAUAAGGAGAUGUCGGGUUUAAAAACAAUACAAUAAAAUCGCACACACAUACAUUUAUAGCGCUCAAUGCAUUUUAAAUGUAAAUGUAAAUCAUUACGCUGAAAUAACACCAAUGUGCUUUGGGUAGGCUACACAUUACAUUAUGUAAAAAUAUAAAUCUGCAGUAGGCCUACAGGAAAAUCAAAUGAAUACCUAGCGUACUUUCUUUUUACUUUUGCCUGUAGGCUACCAGUAACACAAAAUAAAUCAUGCUUGUUGUACAAUUAUUAUUAUUAACUUGGCCUACUUAGUAGCCUAGACAGUUAACACAAAAUAGAUCAUGGUCCUAAAAGAUGCUCAGAAUGAGCUGGAGGGGUUAGUGGCACAUGUGUGCAGUCUAUUGCUCCCAACACAUUGGGGAAACCAGAAAUGUCACAGAAAUUUGUUUUCAAGGCUUGUAAAUACACCCUGCUUUUAGUGAAAAUUAGGUACUUGGGUGUUCGCCUCAAAAAUGCAUUGAGCACAACUGGCAACGCAAGGGAAAAAGUGGACUGGGAAAUGUCAGCAACAAUUGUGACUUUAAAAACGUACUUUCAAAAGUUCUUAACAAAUUGAUGCAAUUGUAAGUGUCACAAUUGCUGGCAGCUUUAGUACAUCUCAUUAUAAUAUUUGAGAACUCUGAUUUGUACUAUCUCCACCCUAUAUUUGCGUAUUUAUGCCCAUAAUUACAUAUUCAUCUAAGGCUGAACCACAACGAAAAACUCCUGUGCAAAGCAUUCCCUAAAAAGUCGCUAGCAGCACUGUGCAUGUUUAGUACAUUUCACCCUAGACUUCCGACUUGUUUACAACACGUGCAACACUUUAGUAUAUCUACCCCAAAGUGUCUUGCUGGUCUCAGAUUAUCCCCUUACCCACAAACCACCACAUUAAAUGUAGACUCUUAGAAUUCUAUUUAAUUGGCAUGGCUGGUAAAUAUCCUCUUAUCCCCUAUGGGUAAAUUCCACCAGAGCAUGCCUGAGGCACAUUUUUUUCCUUUCGUCCUGUGAAGGCCAGCCAUGCUGCUGCCUCUAUUUUCUAUCUGCAGUGUGGACCAACAGAAGCCUUCAGUCUCCAGUGCUGGCAACCCUGCACUUUUCACAAACACUUAAUAUAUCAGCGUUUUAAAUUUAAAAAAAAAAAAAAAAAAAAAAAAAAGGCUUUUCAGAUCAUUAGGAAUCGGUCCACAUGCACCAUUUGAAGCAACUGGAAUUUCCCCCAGGAGCAUUACGAUUUAGAAGUCUAAAGUAACCACACAUUCCCUUUUCUUAAUAAUCUCUUUCCUCCCACAUUCUCUGAAAUGAAAGCUGGCAGUGGGUUGAAAUGACAGCUGCCACGUAUAAGUAGAAGGGUGGCUUUGUAUCAUGGUCUGGCAGGCAGACGUGCACACUUUUUCCCUGAAGCCCUACUUCAUCCUGUAGUACUGUACUCCUAACUGAGAUAUUUGUAUUAACUCUGUCAUGGGUUCCGUUCAUCAUUUCAAUUGUGCUUUCUGUUUUUUCUUCUAAUUUUCAAUUUUAAAAACACAUUAAGUGAAGAAAAAAAAAAUAACAGUUAUUAGCGUCAUACUAUUAUCAUUUAUAUAAACCGUGUCCAAAAUAAAUUAUGGGUCUACAUGUGAAA